Molecule: messenger RNA, 1890 nt
Organism: Eruca vesicaria subsp. sativa (arugula)
Lineage: Eukaryota; Viridiplantae; Streptophyta; Magnoliopsida; Brassicales; Brassicaceae
Source: the annotation of a GenBank genome assembly
AUGCUACCGUUUACAAGAUGCAUCCUCCAGAAUCUCCUCAGCAAACGCCAAUUCGUCUCUGCAUCUUCCCAAUUCAAAUCUCAACUUGACCUAACUCACCGAACUCUCCACGUUUCCUCAUCCCUCGAAUCCAACUUCCGUAGAAGCAACGUAACAAACUUAAUCUCUCUCUCGAAGAGCCACAACGAAGACCCCAAAAAAACCCCAAACCACGACGAAUUCUCCUCCGACGUCGAAAAAUCAUACAGAAUCCUCCGUAAAUUCCACUCCCGAGUCCCCAAGCUAGAACUCGCGCUCAACGAAUCCGGAAUCGAACUCCGCCCCGGUCUAAUCGAACGAGUCCUCAACCGUUGCGGAGACGCAGGAAACCUAGGUUACAGAUUCUUCGUAUGGGCCGCAAAGCGGCCCAAUUAUCACCGCCACAGCUACCAAAUAUAUAAAUCAAUGACACAACUCUUAAGUAAGAUGCGGCAGUUCGAGGCCGUUUGGAGUUUAAUCGAAGAGAUGCGGAAGGAGAAUCCAGACCUGAUUGAGCCUGAGCUGUUCGUUGUUCUCGUGAAGAGAUUCGAAGGCGAGGAGAUUGUGAAGAGAGCAGUCGAGGUGCUCGACGAAAUGCCUGAACCGGAUGAGUAUGUUUUCGCGUGUUUGCUCGAUGCGUUGUGUAAAAACGGGAGGGUUAAGGAUGGUGCGAGGCUUUUCGAGGAUAUGAGGGUACGGUUUAGGUCGAAACGUGGCUAUUUUGUUUCGUUGCUGUGUGGUUGGUGUGGAGAAGGGAGGAUGAUUGAAGCUAAGUAUGUUUUGGUUCAGAUGGAGGAAGCUGGGUUUGAGCCUGACGUUGUUGAUUACAGUGUGUUGAUUAGUGGUUAUGCUCUUGCUGGUAGAAUGGCUGAUGGUUAUGGUGUUUUGAGAGAUAUGAGGAGGAGAGGGUUUGAGCCGAGUGUGAAUUGUUAUACUGUUUUGAUUCAGGGGUUGUGUAAGGUAGGUAGAAUGGAGGAGGCGAUGAGUGUUUUUGUUGAGAUGGGGAGAUAUGAAUGUGAGGCUGAUAGUGUGACUUACACUGAGUUGGUUAGUGGGUUUUGUAAAUUGGGGAAGAUUGAUAAGUGUUAUAGUUUGUUAGAUGAGAUGAUAAAGAAAGGGCUUAUGCCGUCUCAGCUUACGUAUAUGCAUAUCAUGGCGGGUCUUGAGAAGAGGGAAAAUUUGGACGAGUGUUUGGAGUUGAUGGAGAAGAUGAAGCAGAUAGGGUAUGGUCUCGAUCUUGACAUUUACAAUGUCGUUAUCAGAUUGGCUUGUAAGUUGGGAGAAGUGAAGGAAGCUGUUCGGUUAUGGAACGAAAUGGAAGCAAACGGUUUGUGUCCUGAAGUAGACACGUUUGUUAUUAUGAUUAACGGAUUAACAAGCCAAGUUUGUUUACUCGAAGCCUGUGAACACUUUAAAGAAAUGGUAAGUAGAGGACUGUUCUCUGUGCCUCAAUACGUAACUUUGAAGUCAUUACUGAACUCUGUUUUAAAAGACAAGAAGCUAGAAAUGGCUGAAGAUGUUUGGAGUUGCAUUACAAGCAAAGGCGCUAGCGAGCUGAAUGUAUCGUCUUGGACGAUAUGGAUCCAUGCAUUGUUCUCGAAAGGUUAUGUGAAGGAGGCAUGCUCUUAUUGUGUUGAGAUGAUAGAGAUGGACUUUAUGCUGCAACCUGAUACAUUUGCUAAGCUUAUGAAGGGUUUAAAGAAACUGUAUAACAGGGAAUUCGCGGUGGAGAUUACGGAGAAGGUGAGGAAUAUGGCAGCUGAGAGAGGUAUUAGUUUUAAGAUGUAUAAGAGAAGAGGUGUGGAUGAUUUGACUGAGAAAGCUAAAGGUAGAAAAGAUAGAGAAGGGAAGAGGAAGCGGAGGACUCCAUAA